Messenger RNA from Vombatus ursinus (common wombat), 382 nucleotides. RefSeq names its product FYN-binding protein 2-like. The transcript has 3 exons. The record is from RefSeq and is a predicted model, not a curated record. The annotation marks the transcript as partial. NCBI's taxonomy places the organism in Eukaryota, Metazoa, Chordata, Mammalia, Diprotodontia, Vombatidae.
AUGAAGUACCCCCUGGUUUCUGACAAUGCCCAGUCACACCCAAAGAUGACCAAAUCAGAGGAGGUAAAGCUGAAAAAUCACUUUAGGAACACUCUGAACAAUUGGGAGAAAGUGGUGGCUCAAUACGAAGAUACAAAUCAUAGGAAGAAUGGAGAAAAAAACCCAUCACUGCCUAUUUAUGAAUCAGUAGACCUCAAUGAGUUAGCUCUAGAUCCUCAAGAAACACAGGUUGCUGGCAGGGAUAUCCAGGUCCCUAAAAUAAGACCAUUGCCAGCUAUUGAGACCAUUGGCUGUCCACCACCAAAACCUCCAAGGCCUCCAGUCAAGAGUCUCCUGGCCCUUCAGAACAUGGUUCCCUUAGCUGCUACAACACAAAGUGUAG